CAAUCGGCAGCUAAACAUUUAAUGGAAAACCCACGGAGAUGCUGGUGGGACUGGCUUUGUGAUUUGAAUUUUAACUGUGGUUUCCAUUUUAUCAUUGAAUUGCGAGAUGGGGAUCAAUGCAUCAAACACGGCUGAUACAGUGCAACAUUUUGGCUGCACUAUGCAGUACCGCUAUUCCCAUGCAGAUUUAAUUGGAAAGGGAUCGUAUGGCGCUGUUUACAAAGCCAGAGUUGUAAAACGUGGCGAUUAUCUUGGAGGAAAUUUGGUAGCGGUGAAAGUUAUGCAAAUCUGUAUUCCUCGUGAAAAUUCUGAUCCUGAAAGCUUGCUGAAAGUCGCUCAAAGGCUGAAGAAAAUCACCGAACUCACCCACGAGAAUCUCGUUGCUUAUCAUAAAGUGUCCAUCAUUAAAGCUUCGAUCGGAGCCACCGUCGAACUCGCAAUGAAUUAUCACGAAGGGGAUCUAAGGUUGUUCCUGAGCGAAGCCCAACAAAACAAAAAUCUGUUAAAUAGUUAUAAAAAGUUGGCCCAGUACGUGGCAUGCAUAGCUCGAGGACUGGACUUCCUGCAUCAGAAUGGAAUAAUUCAUGGGGACCUGAAACCCGAAAAUAUCCUAGUCGAUGUCGCGGAAGAUGGUCGCAAAACACUGUUGAUCAGUGAUCUAGAUGACAUAAUUCAAAUGCGGGAAAGCGCAACCUGUUCUGCUGACAUUACGCAGUUACGCGGCACGCCGCGCUAUAUGUCCCCGGAAAUGCUGAAAAAAUUUGCCCAGCAAGCAACAGAGACACCUGGACCAAUGACCGAUCUUUGGAGUUUUGGAUGCAUAAUUCUGGAGAUGAAUCAAGUAUUAAGUUGCUUGCAAAAAGAUAACUACAAUAUUAAGUGGCCUCAAACACGACUCGUCAAAGAUGGGAUUAUUGUAUGGGAUUUUCUUACGGAUGCCCAAUAUGUUGUAAAGAUAAUCGAUGGUUACGUGCCGUUUGUCAGCAACGACAAUGCGCUAUAUUUAUCCGAUCUUAUCCAAAAGUGUUUGCAGCCGAUUGCUUCUAACAGAAUAGCCUUAAAGCAAGUACUGAAGGAGCUGCGCAUAAAACACUUGAUAGCGUUUUUCUUUUUUCCUUAUGGUUCUCAAUUGAUUUUAUUCGAUCCUGCAACUCAUUCUUUAUACACACUAAAAAGGGUCCCUAUACGAUCAAGAUUCGUUGGCUUCGCUGUAGUGUCUAGGCGGCAAACUGCAGAAAAAGAAAUCGUAUUCUUUCAACGGCUACGCCAUCCAAACGGCCGCAUUGUGAAGUUGCGUCUUUGGAAUGUAGGCGAAGGAACGUGGCGUGAAAUAACGCCUCCCGAGGACGUACGUCUUGACCAACGCUUGAUGGUGGUGAACGGCAAAUGUUAUUUCUGGGACCACAACGGCCAUUUCACUGUAAUGGAUACUUACACUGGAGGGAUUGUAUCUAGGAACAGCUCGAAUGCGGAAAUAAGCGCUGACUUUUCCCUCUCAGCAGUGGCGAUUUGUGGUGAGCGGAUAUUUUGUGCCACACCGUCCAGCUUGCACCGAUACGAUACGGUUAGAGACGAAUGGCAAUCCUUACAAAAGUUGCCAAAUCGGCGAACGGACUUUGCAAUGGCUGUGGUCAAUGGGUACGUUUACAUUAUGGGCGGACUUAUGGAUGCAGCGGUUUCCAGUGCAUCAGCUGACUGCAUUCGUGUGGACGUGGAAAGGGGCACAUGGGAAGCGAUAGCCUCAUUACAGCAGCCGCGAUAUCGCCAUGCUGCUUGCGUUAUUAAGGAUCGAAUUUAUAUUUGUGGCGGCAGCCACUCUACGAAAGCACAUGCGCUUACCAUAGAGUUUUACGAUACCAAGGCUAAUGUAGAAUGGUUAACCGUCAAUCUGUCGGAAAAGGACAUCGACCUCUUGGACGUGGCGUCCAAAUGCAGUCACCCAUGGGAAGUUAUUAACGCUAUGUCGAUUUGGCUGGAUGGGGACGUUGCUCCAGACGCUCAAAUUACUCAAUAGACCAAGCUUUUUAACGUGCGCUUCGCAGACCCGUAUUAAUACGGCUACGUCUAUGACCUUUACGAUAAACUGCA
Paramacrobiotus metropolitanus is the source of this 2088-nucleotide messenger RNA. RefSeq lists its product as uncharacterized. Gene Ontology annotation, molecular function: protein serine/threonine kinase activity; ATP binding; protein binding. Gene Ontology annotation, cellular component: cytoplasm; autophagosome. Lineage: Eukaryota; Metazoa; Tardigrada; Eutardigrada; Parachela; Macrobiotidae. The record is from RefSeq and is a predicted model, not a curated record. Bases 107 to 2014 code for a protein of 635 amino acids. Gene Ontology annotation, biological process: peptidyl-serine phosphorylation; autophagosome organization; autophagy. The transcript is spliced from 3 exons.